GCGGUGACGCAGGCUGGAGGAGGGCGGCGCUCGGCGAACUCGCUGGGAACUGACUAGAGGAACGGAAAAUGGCGGACCUCGAAGACGUUACGCUGGACGGGAGACCGCUCCAGUCCCUCCGUGUGGCGGACCUGAAGGCGGCCCUGGAGGAGAGGGGCCUGUCGAAAAGCGGACAGAAGAACGCCCUCAUCAAAAGGCUCAAAGGGGCUCUCAUGCUGGAGAAUUUGCAGAAGACUUCUACUCCGCAUGUUGGACUGCAGCCAAACUCUCAGAUUGGUGAGGAAAUGAGCCAGAACAGUUUUAUCAAGCAGUAUCUGGCCAAGCAACAAGAGCUCCUGAGGCAGCGUCUGGAGAGAGAGGCUCGUGAAGCGUAUGAAACCAACGAGCAAGAGAGCCACACGCAGGUCAACAACAGUACGCCGUGCCCUCCUCCUGCCCAGGAAGUCACACCAGCUGUGCAGCACAAGCCACCGGGGCCCUCAGAUGGAGAGGGAUUGUUUGGUUCAGUCAAUGCAGGACAGGCGAACAGGAAUCAGGAGCCAGAGGCGUCCAACCCCCCCGCUUCUGGCUCUACGGCCACGCGAGCUCCUGCCUCAGAGCGAGGUUCUGCCUCCAGCGAAGUUGCGGGCGACAGCGACGACGACGACAGCGAGGAGGACGGUGACGACGACGAAGACUGGGGGGGCAACGCCCCAAGAAGGAGUCUCAGAGAGCCGGCGAGAAUGCCCACAGCGCGGUCCGGCGCGGCGCGUCACCCGCAGCCCCAGCAGCAACACAUCCCUUCCCUUUUGUCUCCUCAGCUCCGCCAGCCAACACCACCUCCGUCCCCGCCUCCUGAAUUAUCAUUCCCCUUACCUGACACCCCCAAACAAAGCCCACCUAGUCCCCCUGUAGCUGCUGCCCGGCACUCACCCAGCUCCUCCAGCUCUGGCUCCUCCAGCAGCGGCAGCCGCAGUAGCAGCCCUGAGCCGCAGAGAAGUGGGCACGCUGACCGUAAGCCCGGUCCACUUACCCUUCUGGCACGUAAGAUGGAGUCGGAGGGUGCCUUCUCUGGAGCAGGUUGGCACGGUACUGAUGGUGAAGGGGAAAGGCAAGGCAGUAGUUCCCCUGCUACCGUAGCUUUCCCUGGAAAAGGGCCUCCAGACAGUCUAGGGUCUGGAGGUACACAUUCAGCCCACCUCCAGUUACCUAGGGGUGUACGCAAGGCUGCUGUAGCUGAAGAGAGAGAGAGGGAGCGGGCGAUUGAGAUGGAAAGACAAAAGGCACUUGAGUUGGAAAGGCAAGAAAAGCUUAGACAGCUUGAGCAGAAACGAGCUGCAGAGGAAGAGCGGGAGAGGGACAUUGCUCUAGAGCGGGAAGAGCGGGAGAGGGUUGAACGACAGCAGGCCUUAGAAAGAGAGGAGAGAGAAAAGGCUUUGCAGCGAGAGCAUCUAGAGAAAAUGAGACGGGAGAGAGAAGAAGCUUUGGCUAAAGAGAGGGAGGAGCUAGCAAGGCAGAGAGAGCUUGAAAGAGAGAGGGCGUUGGAGGAAGAACGUCUGCGGAAAGAGAAGGAGGAGAGGGAAAAACGCGAGCGUGAAGAGAUGGAGAGGGCAAUGGAGCUAGAAAGAGCUAAGGAAAGAGAACGGGCUCUUGAGCAAGAGAGGCUGGAGAGAGAGAGAGCGCUGGAAGCUGAGAGGAUGGAAAAGGAAAGGAUUGCGAGAGAGAAAGCUCUGGAGCAGGAGAGAUUAGAAAAAGAAAGGAUUGAGAGAGAGAAAGCUCUUGAGAAGGAGAGAUUGGAAAAAGAGAGGAUUGCAAGAGAGAAAGCUCUGGAACAAGAGAGAUUGGAAAAGGAAAGGAUAGAGAGAGAGAAAGCUCUUGAGAAGGAGAGAUUGGAAAAAGAGAGGAUUGCAAGAGAGAAAGCUCUGGAACAAGAGAGAUUGGAAAAGGAAAGGAUUGAGAGAGAGAAAGCUCUUGAGAAGGAGAGAUUGGAGAAAGAAAGGAUAGAGAGAGAGAAAGCUCUUGAGAAGGAGAGAUUGGAGAAAGAAAGGAUAGAGAGAGAGAAAGCUCUGGAGAAGGAGAGAUUAGAAAAGGAACGGAUUGAGAGAGAGAAAGCUCUUGAGAAGGAGAGAUUGGAGAAAGAAAGGAUAGAGAGAGAGAAAGCUCUGGAGAAAGAAAGGAUAGAGAGAGAGAAAGCUCUGGAGAAGGAGAGAUUAGAAAAGGAACGGAUUGAGAGAGAGAAAGCUCUUGAGAAGGAGAGAUUGGAGAAAGAAAGGAUAGAGAGAGAGAAAGCUCUGGAGAAGGAGAGAUUGGAGAAAGAAAGGAUGGAGAGAGAGAAAGCUCUUGAGAAGGAGAGAUUGGAAAAGGAAAGGAUAGAGAGAGAGAAAGCUCUUGAGCAGGAAAAACUAGAAAAAGAAAGAAUAGAGAAGGAGAAAGCUGCAGAGUUAGAGAGACUUGAGAGAGAACGGGUUUUACAGCAAGAAAUGAUGGAAAGAGAAAAAGCUCUAGAGCAAGAAAAAUUGGAGCUGGAGAAGAAGGAAAAAGAACGAAUUGAACAAGAACAAGCAUUGGAGAAAAAGGAGCGGGAAAGCAGACAGAGGGAGGAGAAGCAGCAAGCUGAGAGAGAGGCAUCUCUGGAACGGGACAGGAUGGAGAAAGAAAGAGCUGAAAAGGAAAGGAAAGAACAUACCGAGAGCCAAAAGGCUUUAGAGCUGGAGAAAGAGAAGGAGAAAGCCUUGAAGCAAGAACGGGCUCUAGAGCAGGAGAUAUCUGAGAAGGAGAAAGCCAAGGAGACGGUAGAGAAGCAACAGAAGGAGGUCCUGCAACAAGAUAAAGAGAGAGAAAGCAACCUUGCUCGUCCAGUAAGUAGCGGUGAGCUGGGCGUUGCUGCCAAGCCCGCCUCAGAGCAGGAAGACGGCCGUUCUCUGGGAGCCCAGAGUGAAGUCCAGCCAGCAGACUCUGCUUCCACGCCUCUGUCUCCACAAUCACACAAGAAGUUUCGCUUCUUCAGGGACUCCCCGGUUCCAUCUCAGUCCGGUUCGACCUCUAUUGUUAUUAAGCGACCUCGUACGUUUUCUGACACCCCCCAGCCUCGGGCCUCCCCUGUCACCUCAUCCACCAGGGCUGGGGAACAAAAACCAGGACGCCCGUCGUCCACUGGCCAGGAAGACGUACAGGUUCAGUCCAACCAGGAUGUUAGCCCUGCGUCCGUAGGAUCUACAGGGACUGGUUCUGACAGCCUGAACGCCAACCGGACCGCAGCACGCCCAGCUCCCAAAGAAGACGGCUCCAAGCUGGAGAGAAAAGAGGUAAUAUUGCCAAAGACUACAGAUUCUGUUGAGGGGACGGAUGGCGGGAAAGACUGUUCAAUCCCCGAGGAGAGGAGGGACAGUGGGGCAAGAAAAGAAGAGAAAAAAGCAAGACGAGCAUCAUCGUCGAAUGAUUCCACCUCUUCAGAUUCAGAUUCUGGGUCCUCCUCAUCUCGAUCAUCUGCGUCAUCCUCAUCAUCUCAAGACAAACCACUGUCCAACUCCAGGAGUAGACUGGAAGGGAAACAUGAAAGAGGCUCAUCGCGACUGCCUACAGAGGCAGCUAAGUCCCAAUCCGAGGAUUCAAAAGAGAGCACAAAAGCCUCCUGCUCUAAAAAAGAGCUGCCUGUAAACAGGAUUAACACUGCUGCUGGUGAUGUUCACACUACGAAACAAGCGACAGAGGCAACAAGAAGAGAGGAUGCAAACAGGAAGAGAAAACACAGUGAGAAGGAAGAAGAAGAAAAGGAAGAACAAAGGCAGGAGACAGACACUGCUGUGGCAGAUCCAGAAAAGUAUUCAGAGUCCAGUGAGGAGACACCAAAGGCUUUCUCUGCACGUAAGAUCUCCCUUAGCAGCACUAAACCGUCUCCAGGCAACGCCGAGGCGGAGCACGAGUCUGGGGCGGUGUCAGGCCGUAAGAGGAGGUGGGGCUCCAGUACAGCCGUCACUGUCAAAAAGCCCUCCAUCAGCAUCACCACUGAUUCACUCAAGUCCCUGAUUCCUGAGAUCAAGCCGCCUGGAGGCCAGGAGGCUGUAGUAGAUCUACAUCCUGAGGAAGCUGCUCUGUCUGGGACUGAGGAGGAGGAGGAGCGCCCUGACCAGGACCUUCAGAUCCGACGCACCGUCACACAGGUGGUGCCUGUUGAAAGCCAAGAGAAUGGUCAAAAAGAAGCAAAGAGAAUUAGGCGGGAAGACUUUGAGGAGGAGGAUUCUCAGGUAGAAGAGGAAAGUAAAACAGCCCACCAGGAGCAGAUGGACACUUCUGUCCCAGCGACUGUGGAAACUCCGUCGCCAACACUAGCAAGCCAGGAUACUGAAACCAACACUGUGACACCCAGCGACACUCUCAUUCGUCGCUCCAUCAGCCAGCAGAAAACGGGGGUCUCCAUCACCAUUGAUGACCCUGUUCGCACAGCGAGGCAGCCCUCUCCACCUCGAGGCCAAGUCUCCAGUAUCGUGCACAUCUGGAACCUGGUGAGGCCCUUCACGCUGGGCCAGCUGAAGGAGCUGCUGAGCAGGACCGGCACUCUGGUGGAGGAAGGCUUCUGGAUAGAUAAGAUCAAGUCCCACUGUUACGUCACUUACUCGAGUGUUGAAGAGGCGGUCGCUACGCGGGCAGCCCUCCAUGGCGUGAAAUGGCCUCAGAGCAACCCGAAGGUCCUUAGAGUCGACUUCUGCCAGCAGGAGGAGCUGGACUACCAGAAAAACCCCACGGUUGCGGCCAACAAACCCGGAGGAGAGGACCCGGGAGCGGCCGCGGGGCGAGGACGAGCGCCGGGCCCGCCCCCGCUGCUCCCCGAGCGGGACCAGUGGGCUGAGCGCGAGCGGGAGAUGGAGCGCCGGGAGCGGGCCCGGGCGGAGCGGGAGUGGGACCGGGACAAGGUCAAAGAGUUCGGCAAAGCCGGAGAAGAGAAGGAGGGAGGUCCCCGAAGGUCGCAGUCCAGGGAGCGCCGGCGAAAGGAGAGGGCCAAGAGCAAGGAGAAGAAGCCAGAAAAGAAGGCCGAGGAUCCGCCCGCUAAGCUGCUGGAUGACUUGUUCCGCAAAACUAAAGCGGUUCCCUGCAUUUAUUGGCUCCCGCUGACAGAGGAGCAGUAUCUUCAGCGAGAGGCCGCUCGGGCCGAAUGGGUGAAGGGACGCGAGGAGCGGCAGAAAGAGCGCGAGAAAAAGCGGAAGGAGGAAGAGGAGGAGGAGGCGAAGAGGAGGGACGAGGAGCGCAAGGAGAGAACGAAAGCCGCCGGAGCGGCCGCGGGAAACCGGAGCGAGGGCGAGAAGGACAAGGGCCGAGAGCGGGAGAGGGUCAGAGACCGGGGCAGAGACAGGGAGAGGGAGAACGACAAACGCAGGGACGGCCAGCGCCGGCCGGGGGGCAGCGGAGCGGGCUCCAGCCGGCGCUCCCGCAGCCGGAGCGAGCCCAGAGAAAGGAGGCGCUGAUGGAACUGUCUUCAAGACCACCCUCCUGCAUUUGCCUUUCACUACAUGUACUUUGUUACGACAAAGACCCAACAGAGGACCAACUGAUGUCAUUUCAUCUUUUUUAAAGCACAUCUACGCCUCCCCCCCUCCCCCCAUCAUGCUUAAGGAGGAGACCAUGAUGUUUGCAGUGUUGUUUUCCAGAGUCUCUCGAUCUUGUCAUCCUUUUUCUUUAUGCCUUUGCCAAUCGUCCCUUUCCGUUGCCGUCCUGACGGAGUAUCAGGACGGCACACCGGACAAUUUAAAACAACUUUUAUUUCUUCAAACUUUAGACGCUGAUUUUCCUUUCUAAGCAGUGGGGGUGAGCGUCCCAUGAUUUGCUGAGAACUUCCUUUGUUGCUGCAUGUAGUAGAAAGCUACUUUUGCAAGUCCUGCCUAAAGAGAAAAUUUGUUCGCCCGCGCAGAGGCUUGCAGAAAUCAGACAAAAAUAUCGAAAUCCGCGUUUUGGCAUUUUGUACAGACUUAAAAUAUCUGCAAAAUCAAGUCUUUAAAUAAGGCAGCUCUGGAUUAUUUUUCACUUAAUGUAAAAACUACUAAGACAAUGCAGUGUUCCUGAUUCUCUGUUAAGAGAUGAGCUAGCUCUCUGUGGGAGAGAAGCCGUCACAACUAACUCGCGUUCGGAUCAUAAUCCUCAUUGAAGCUCUUCUCUCCAUCUUUCCCUCCUCCGACCCGCUUCCCUUAGCCCGGUCUGUCCAUGCAGGCCCGAGAAAGGAGAUUGCAUUAUACGUUUUUCCCCACCGAUGGUUUUAAUAUUGUUUUUUUUUUGUUUUUUUUAAUCGUUAUUUUAUCAUUUUUAGUACAAAGAUUUCAUUUUGUUUUUAAUUCCUUAAGUACGCCUAUCAGUGGUGAAUGUACAAAUAAUAAAAAAAAAUUGAAGUUUGA
Messenger RNA from Fundulus heteroclitus (mummichog), 6359 nucleotides. It is a transcript of the gene acin1a, whose product is annotated as apoptotic chromatin condensation inducer 1a. The transcript is spliced from 18 exons. The record is from RefSeq and is a predicted model, not a curated record. Gene Ontology annotation, molecular function: nucleic acid binding. The coding region runs from base 69 to 5438 and encodes 1789 amino acids. NCBI's taxonomy places the organism in Eukaryota, Metazoa, Chordata, Actinopteri, Cyprinodontiformes, Fundulidae.